ACACCAACUUUCAAGCCUGUGGUUCCGGUCCAACUAUUCUUCACUUUGAAUUUACCGCUUUCAUUUUUGGUUCCUGUUGGUCCCUCCAUUACACCGUUAUCAUUGAACGUGCAAGUUUGGCCUAUCAAUGCAAAACAGAAUCAGUCAAGUUAUACCGAAUUGGAUGGGCCUUUGCCAAGUUCGACUCCUAACAAGCGCUUCAUCUCCAUACUCGACCGCCCCAAAGACUUGUACAGGGCUGGUGGUGCGAGAAAGCGAAUGGUUAGUGUCAUGCUGAGUGAGGGUGGUCGUGGGGAUUGGGAAUCUUCCGGAGAUCCUAGAUUGGCGAGAUUUACGGCUUCAGUGUACUCCUCCACCAUCAAGACACCGUUGACAGUAGGAGAAAAGUACAUUUCAAAAGCUUAUAGUGACAGUUGA
Acaulospora colombiana is the source of this 417-nucleotide messenger RNA. Lineage: Eukaryota; Fungi; Glomeromycota; Glomeromycetes; Diversisporales; Acaulosporaceae. The record is from the annotation of a GenBank genome assembly.